Messenger RNA from Microplitis demolitor, 1152 nucleotides. RefSeq names its product odorant receptor 49b-like. The coding region runs from base 1 to 1152 and encodes 383 amino acids. The record is from RefSeq and is a predicted model, not a curated record. The transcript has 6 exons. Gene Ontology annotation, cellular component: plasma membrane. Gene Ontology annotation, molecular function: olfactory receptor activity; odorant binding. Lineage: Eukaryota; Metazoa; Arthropoda; Insecta; Hymenoptera; Braconidae. Gene Ontology annotation, biological process: detection of chemical stimulus involved in sensory perception of smell; sensory perception of smell.
AUGUUAUUCAAAGCAACUCCGGAGUUUGCGUUGAAGUUUACUAAGCUUAUAGCAUUACUAGGUACAUCAUGGCCGAACUAUGAAGGAACACCAAAAUGGAAGCUAGUGGUUUUUCAAAUAAGAUGGUGGUCAACAUUUUUUCUCGCAAUAACUGCGUGCUUGACGAUGUGCUACGCGGCAUGCAAUCAGUAUCAAAACAUAUUAAACUUGACAAAAUCGCUAUUUGAUAUUUCCAAUACCAGUCAAACAUUUGUUAAAAUGUUCUUCUGCAAAGUACAUUACAAAAGAAUGCAGUAUUUGCUGUGCGAUAUGGAAAAGUAUGUAACGAAGGCAAAACCUCACGAAAGGGAUUUAUUUAUCAAGUAUAUAAAACGUUGUGGAAAAUUACACUUGACUGUAAUGGGAAGCGGGUUGCUGAUAAUUCAUAUUAUAAUACUGGCACCUAUUGCGUUACCGCAGCCGUUUCCGAACAUCGCAGAAUAUCCGUUUCCGAUAGACGGUCAUCCUACUUAUGAACUGCUCUACCUGCAUCAAAGCUGUGCGACUAUUCAUUGUCUUUCUAUUCCGGCAUUCGAUUGCCAAAUUGCGAUGCUGCUGUGGUACGCUGGUGCAAGACUUGAACUUUUGAGUGAAGAAUGCAAAACAGUUACUGAUAACAAGCAAUUUGUUGAGUGUAUUAAGCAACAUCAGUAUUUAUUAUGGUAUAUUCAAGAAAUUACAACCAGUAGCCGUCAUAUUCUCGCAACUACUGGCUGCACUUGCAUACUAACCGCAAUUUCCAGUGGAGUUCAUAUUGUAUCAAACGAACCAGUAGCUUUCAAGGUCCCAUUUUUGAUUUCCUGGGUAAUAGUGUCUUCAACACUCUACAUUACUUCAUGGCCAGCGGAAAAUGUACUGCAGAUGUGCGAACAAGUUGGUAUGGCGCUAUAUGAGUCACCGUGGGUUCAAAAUGCUAAAGAAUUGAAUAGCAGUAUUUUAUUUGUGAUACAGAGAUCACAGAAACCAUCGACUAUUGAAGUUCCUGGAAUACUUCCCGUCCUCUCAUUACGUUACUUUGCCAUGUUUUUAUCAAGAACUUUUUCAUACUUCACAACUCUACGAGUUCUUCUCGACAAAAUAAAUCUAGACAUGGAGAUUCCUGCAGAGGAAUAA